Molecule: messenger RNA, 586 nt
Organism: Xiphophorus maculatus (southern platyfish)
Lineage: Eukaryota; Metazoa; Chordata; Actinopteri; Cyprinodontiformes; Poeciliidae
Product: C-C motif chemokine 3-like
Exons: 3
Coding region: 135-434 (99 amino acids)
Biological process (GO): cellular response to tumor necrosis factor; chemokine-mediated signaling pathway; G protein-coupled receptor signaling pathway
Cellular component (GO): extracellular region
Molecular function (GO): CCR chemokine receptor binding; chemokine activity
Source: RefSeq, a predicted model, not a curated record
UGUUUAAUAAUUUUUUUUAACCAUUAACAAUUCUUUGAACAGGAUUUAUAAGCGUCGCAGAGCUCAGUCACAAUCAUAGCAAAACGAGAAGCAACACAACAUCAUCGCCUCCAUCAUCUUCCACCAUCAGCGUCAUGAAGACUCUCUGCCUGUCCGUAGGAAUGAUACUGAUCAUCGCCUGCUGCUGCGACGCCAUGUCUGACGGAGUACAGUACAACACAGGUCCAGUAACCUGUUGUGACCAAUUCAACAACAUGAGAGUGCCAAGAAAAAUGAUUGUGGACAUAACAAGGACCCACAGCUCCUGCAUGGCAAAAGGAUACAUAGUAGAGACUGCAAAGAGACGAUUAAUCUGCUUCAGACAGUCCACUACAUGGGUUGAGGAAGCUUACAAUCGAAUGAUCAACUCUGAAGGCAUCGACCUGCAACAAUGAGCAUCCUGGACUGUAUUUAUGUGAAAUACAUUAUGGAAAUGUCUGUUGUUUUUGGAAUGAAUAAGCUUUAAUUUGUUUUGUAUGUAAAUAAACUUCAACCAGUUAAUGCUCAGACAUUUUUGACCUCAUACAAUAAAGGACUAAAAAAUAUA